CUCAUCCCUUGCUUGGUUGGGUCUGGGUUCUGCCGUCAUCCCUCUUUGUUCGCCAAAAAAAAGCCCUAGAGACCAAAACGCUCUCUCCGACUGGUUGCGCUCACUCCCGCCUCUCACAUCUACGAAGCCAUAGCACAUUUUGCGCCAUCUGGAUGCGCAGCAGCAAAGGAGUGACAACAGAAGCAACUGAUCGAGAGAAGCGAGAGAAGAAAUGGGCGCAACGGCUCUCGCAUCAUAUCAUCUUCAGUCAGCUACGUGAAGGACCCACCAACAACUGAAACCAGGAAGAAACCAGGCUCCCACGGCUGCUGGCGCAACCCAAUCGAGAAGAGCUAGCGACCCGCACUGCGUUUGGUCCCGCCGCCUUCUGGAACGAGGCAGGUCGUGUUUUCGAGAGUCCUCGCGAAGUAUACCUCGGCUUUCAUACCCAACAUCACUAGUACCGUGAAACCACGUGUACUGGGCCGCUCGAAAGUAGACUCGCAACUAUAGCAGGCUCUCCUGCACAGACUGGGCAUAUAUAAUACGCAAUACGUCGUGGCCAAAAAUAGAGGCGGGGAGCCAGUUUGCGUUGAAGCAGAAAUCGCCUCGCGCAACUCCUGCCUCGAUGGUGGAAGCCUGCUCGGAGUAUGAAGAGUGACCUGGCUAUAGCGACUAAGCUCAUCGGGCUGCCUGAUCCUUGAAUUCAGCUGGGAAGCUACGAGUGCAACACGGGAAUACUGUUUGGAGAUAAACUAUUGAACAGCCGUCUCUUUACUCAUCUUGGAAGAGCUUCCAAAGACCCUUGUGUUUGCAAGUCAAGGGAGAACUUCAGGUCGGAGAUCUCCCACCUCUGCGCUGCUAGUCUUCACAGUGAGAGGUUUACGUGCUGGGGAAUCGCGGGUCAUCUGCACAUCCCACCAGACGUCAUCUCUACUCGGCCGUCAUCCUAUCUCAUUGGCGUGCAUAUCCCUUAGUUCCAUUUCCAAGAUACCGUUGGUCGCUGGAUAUAGGGACCCCUGAACGGUCAUAUCCGGUAGUCACUGGGCGCUUGAUUUAUAUCAAAUUCGCCGCAAACUCCGGCCCGGAACAAGCGACCUCUUGCGUUGUUUGGCCGGUUCUGCUUGAGGUUUCUAAACUCCGUUAUCUCGCCUCUUUUCGCCAUUGCUGCGCCGACGACUCCUGUUCAAUCCCGCGAUUAUCAAGUCGCACGCCUACUCGGUGUGGUGUUACUCGCCCAUAAUGGCGCCUACGUCUUCUUCUACGACGCCGUCCUCCGGCGGGCACUCUCCCGAGGAACAGUUUCGAGUUGUGCGGAAGAGGAACCGAAUCCCGCUCAGCUGUACGCCAUGCAGGACCAGAAAGAAGUGUGAUAGGGUACAUCCCUGUGGGAACUGCGUCAGGCGAGAGGGUAGUGAUACGGGCAAUUGCUCAUAUGCCACACCCAACGCUCGCAGCAGAAAGAACCAAAGUCAAAGCGCUGCCACUAGUCCAGAUGACAUGCAGAACCGUAUUGACCGUUUAGAAGGCCUAGUACUAGCACUGAUGAACGGCGGUACCGCGGAUGCCGUUGCCUCGGCAGUAGCUACCGCAAGCACCGCCGCAUCUGCCUCGACCGCGAGCUCAAGGGUGCCUGGCUCAGGUGCCACGCCAACAACAAGCGCAAGCGUUACCUCAUCCGCCAGAGCCGACCGAGAAGACUAUCGACGGAGUGAGAUGAUCGACGAUGAUGACGGUGACGAAAGUGAUAUCGAUAAUGGCCUUGCCACUUCCCUGGGAGUCCUGAAGGUUGACGCAGAGAAGGGAAAGGCCAUGUAUAUUGGCACAGAGUCAUGGCACACCAUCCUGUCUAGCAUCUCGGAAGUUAAGGAAUACUUUUCCGCUCAUAAGAAGGAGCUGGAGAGCAGCUACGAAAAAGUACUUCAAAGCAAGCCCGCAUCGGCGCGGGAAGGGCCAACAUUUCUCCGUGGCGCUCCGCCGGCCACUGAGGUGGAACUCCGUGCAGAGUUGCCGCCCAAAUCGAGUAUUCUCACCCUCUGCGGGCGCUACUUCAACUCAAUGGACGGCGCCGUCACUAUUAUACAUGCUCCUACCUUCCACGCGAUGCUCCGGAGUCACUGGCAGGAUCCUUCGAAGACGCCCAUAAUGUGGAUUGGAAUGUUGUACUCGAUCCUAUGCCUGGCCAUGUUGAGUUAUCACAAGGUUGGCGAUGAGCCGGCCGAGUGGAAGGGUCGAUCGCUCGAGCUAGCUUCUGAAUACCGGAUGCGGACUGUGCAAUGUCUGGUCACGGCCGACUACACAAAGCCAUGCGCCUACACUGUAGAGACCAUGCUUCUAUAUUUGUUCGGAGAGUCCUCGUCGCGAUGGGAUGCAGACUUCGGUCUGUGGCUGGUCAGCUCUGUGAUCACGAGGAUCGCGUUCCGGAUGGGUUAUCACAGGGACGGAAAAUGGUUUCCGUCGAUAACCCCAUUCCAAGCAGAGAUGAGACGAAGGGCAUGGGCUCUAGUAAAAAUGGUGGACGUCAUGUUCUCGGCACAGGUGUCGUUGCCAAGUAUGAUUGGUGAGGACGAUUUCGACACUGAGCUCCCUCACAACAUCUUGGACGAUGAGUUUGGUCCCGAAACCAAGGUGUUACCGCCGUCACGGCCGCGGACGACGCCUACACCAAUAGCAUACAUGAUUGCAAAAGCGAAGCUCGGCCAGGAAAUGAGCAACGUUUUGAAGGCAACGACACUGGUAGGCAGACAAGUGCCGUACGAUGAAAUAUUGCGACUAGACGCGCGGCUCCGUGAAGUUGUUGCAGAGCUACCGCCGCACCUCAAAAUGCAACCUCUGGACGAAUCCCACGAUCCCCUGACACUCAUCGUUGCCCGCAUCAACAUCGAUGUGCUUGUGCAGAAGAUAUUCUGUAUCCUGCACCGCAAGUACCUUCCGCGGUCUCGAGAGAAUCCGCGCUACGCCCACUCACGACGAACAGCCAUCGAAGCAUCCAUGGACACACUACGACAUCUGGAGACCAUCUACCGCGAGUCUCAAGAUGGCCGGCUGCGGUCGCUCAAGUGGUUCGUCACGUCACUCGUGACCAGGGAGUUUUUGCUUCCGGCCAUGCUUGUCGGACUGGACCUGCACUAUGACAACCAAGCCGGGAGCUCAAGCCAAGGGCGUCAUGAUUCUCAUAGCCAGCAUUUUUGGACGCCACAGCAACGGGAGCAGAUGGUUAAGAGUCUGGAGAUGGCACAAAAGGUCUGGGAAGGUUUCAAGGACACCUCGAUAGAGGCUUACAAGGCGUCCAACGCAAUCCGCAUUGUGCUGGAGAAGGUCAAGAGUCCUCAGGCGCCAUCUCCUGGGGGCAGUCGUGAAAACGGAGUGAGCAGCGAAUCAGGACUGAGAGGUUUUGAGAAUAACCCGUUCGGGGCGACGUCAGUAAAGGGUGAAACUAUGCAGGAUCAUUCGGCAGCAAUGACCUUGGGGAUGCUCUCAGGGAUGACACCGGGUACGGCAGUCUCACCGGAUUUGAUGCAGAGCCCCGGCGGCACAACUUACCGACAACCGCCACCGUUUGGCACGGAUGGCUUUGGCAACAACUUUGGAUCCAGCACAGCAGCAGCGAUGGGAGGCGACAUGAACAUGGACAUUUUUUCAGGUUUCGAGAUCAACAACAAUCCAGGUUCUCCAUUUCCGUCAUUCAUCAACAACUCAGCAAACGCGCCUGGUUUCCCUGCAAAUUUUGACUGGGAUGCCUUUGAAACGUACACGCAAACUACCAAUUUUGCUGCCGACAGCUUCCAAUUUCUUGGAGGCAACACUGCUGGGCCAGGAGCUGGUGCCGGAUCGACGGAGGAUCCCAGCUUUUCUUUCGGCAAUCAAGAUAUGUCAGGCAGGUAGAGCGGUAUUUUCUCUGAGGGUUCAUGGAUGAAUACAGUCUGGCAACAUUUGGGUUGGCGUUUUGGCAAUCGAUGGUAGCUUUUUGACCAGAGACUUUGGGGCAACAUGUGUGAUUUGUUAUGAACAAACGGCAGAAAAUGUACAAUAUCAAGAUGAAUACCC
This is a messenger RNA of Pyricularia grisea, 4026 nucleotides long. RefSeq lists its product as uncharacterized. The record is from RefSeq and is a predicted model, not a curated record. Gene Ontology annotation, molecular function: DNA binding; DNA-binding transcription factor activity, RNA polymerase II-specific; zinc ion binding. Gene Ontology annotation, cellular component: nucleus. The coding region runs from base 1222 to 3864 and encodes 880 amino acids. The transcript is spliced from 6 exons. NCBI's taxonomy places the organism in Eukaryota, Fungi, Ascomycota, Sordariomycetes, Magnaporthales, Pyriculariaceae. Gene Ontology annotation, biological process: regulation of DNA-templated transcription; DNA-templated transcription.